UGAAACGAAACCAUGGCUCAGAAUCACGUUUUCUUGGGUCAGCAGUUCAAAAACGUAUGAAAGAAACCGGAGGUUUUAUUGAAGGAGACAGAAACUUUACCGGCAGUGAGUUGCUCUCUCUCUUUCUGUCCCUCUGAUAAACCCUAGUGAGCUGUAAGAGUCAGUAAAAGCAUAAAAGAAUGGCGGAAGCAGAAGGAGGAUCAGAUAAGGCGGGCGCAUCGGUAGGAGGUGGAGUUGAGUCGCUGAAAGAUAAAGGAAAUGAGCAUUUCAAAGCAGGGAACUAUCUGAAAGCCGCUGCACUCUACACUCAGGCCAUCAAGCAAGACCCUAACAACCCCACUCUUUAUAGCAACCGUGCUGCGGCAUUUUUGCAAUUGGUUAAGCUUAGCAAAGCCCUUGCUGAUGCAGAGACCACAAUUAAAUUAAACCCCCAGUGGGAAAAGGGAUAUUUCAGGAAAGGAUGCAUAUUAGAGGCCAUGGAACAAUAUGAUGAUGCUUUAGAUGCUUUCCAAACAGCUUUGCAAUAUAACUCACAAAGCACAGAAGUAUCAAGAAAGAUAAAAAGGAUUUCUCAGUUGGCGAGAGAUAAAAAACGUGCUCAGGAGGUGGAGAAAAUGAGAUCCAAUGUUGAUAUGGCAAGACAAUUGGAUAAACUGAAAUCUGAAAUGUCUGGGAAGCGUGGAUCUGAAGAAUGUUGGGAAGACAUGUUUUCUUUCCUUGUUGAGACAAUGGAGACAGCUAUAAAAUCAUGGCACGAAACUUCUAAAGUGGAGGCUAGAGUUUACUUUCUCCUAGAUAAGGAAAAAACAGACACCGAGAAAUAUGCUCCAGCUGUGAAUAUUGAUAAGGCCUUUGAAUCACCCCAUACGCAUGGCAGUUGUUUUUCAUUUCUUAGGCAGUAUGCUGAGGACUCUUUCUCCAGAGCAGCUUGUUUGGUGACUCCCAAAAGUAUCAUGUCUUAUCCACAGGUUUGGAAAGGUCAGGGAUCAAGGAAAUGGAAACAUGGGCAACAUGAUGGUUUCUUUGUUCAGUUUGAGACCCCUUUCCAGCGAAAGCUGUGGUUUAUUCCUAGUUCUAGUGAACUAGGCCAGACAUUGUGCAGGGAACCAGAGGAUUUAGACAUCGGUGCCCACGAAUUGAUUCCGCGCCUAUUCAAACAGUACAAUUCAUAGAUGCCUGUAUUUGCAUUUUGGAGGAAAAUCUCAGGCCCAUUUAGCGAGAGAUACAGCCUUGGUGACAGUCAUUUGCCUCAUUUUGCAAGGUUUUCUUUCGCCCUGGUAAUUUGCCGGAUGGUGCUUUCCAUAAUCAUAACAUGCAUUUACUCGAGGUUCUGUUUCCUUCUAAAAAAAUUCAAGCCUUUUUGUUUUGAGUGGUUGAAUUUUACCGAGAGAUUCCUUAGUGUGAGGUUGUUUAUCCUGUUUUUCCAGUGUAAUGAGUAGUUUGGCCCUUGAAUUAAGUU
Molecule: messenger RNA, 1459 nt
Organism: Prunus avium (sweet cherry)
Lineage: Eukaryota; Viridiplantae; Streptophyta; Magnoliopsida; Rosales; Rosaceae
Gene: TPR3
Product: Tetratricopeptide repeat (TPR)-like superfamily protein
Molecular function (GO): Hsp90 protein binding
Source: RefSeq, a predicted model, not a curated record